Coccinella septempunctata (seven-spotted ladybird) is the source of this 1734-nucleotide messenger RNA. It is a transcript of the gene Taf7, whose product is annotated as transcription initiation factor TFIID subunit 7. Gene Ontology annotation, cellular component: transcription factor TFIID complex. Gene Ontology annotation, molecular function: RNA polymerase II general transcription initiation factor activity. NCBI's taxonomy places the organism in Eukaryota, Metazoa, Arthropoda, Insecta, Coleoptera, Coccinellidae. The record is from RefSeq and is a predicted model, not a curated record. The transcript is spliced from 5 exons. Gene Ontology annotation, biological process: RNA polymerase II preinitiation complex assembly; transcription initiation at RNA polymerase II promoter. The coding region runs from base 910 to 1509 and encodes 199 amino acids.
UGAAGGAUAAUUAGGUAUCGAAAUGUAUUUUACUUCGAUGUUUAGUAAUGAUUAGUCAGUUGUAUGUGUGCUAUAUUAUAAAAAGUAGCUAAAUGCUCACUACUAACCAAGCGACCUUGCAUUUUAGAGGUUGUUUGAGUGAAGCGAAGCUUUUUCAUAGAAGUUUCUUCAACUUGCUCAAGAUAUCGAAUUAGGUACAUGUCGAAUGAUUUUUUUGAGUGAUCGCCAUCAGUGUCUCGAGGGGUUGAAUCCCCAGUUCGAAGGGGUUAAAACCGAGAGGUACCGACCGAUCUCGGGGUCACGCUCUUCCCCUCGACGCCUCCUCAAUCGGCACAACCCGGCAACGCCGCGACCUUCUCGCAUGUUCCCUUAAACACUGACGUGUGACGCAAUAAACUCAUGCUCCGUCGUUUUCAGCGUGAAUUUCCAUCGAAAACAAUCCAGGCAGUGGCCAGAGGCGUUUUUCUAGCCCUAGAACCGUCGCGAUUUUCCGAGGGUUUUUCCUCGCUACCCGUACGCGCUUUUCCUUUGUUUUAAGGCCGCUUGAGGGGAAGUACCGCACAUAAAUAACGAUAGAUCAAAGGGUGCACGACGGCGGCGGUGGUGGGGGGGGAAAACGACGGUGCGUUGUGGACCGCGUGCCUGCGAAAAUAAGCAUAGAUUGGUGUGGUGCGCAUAGAGGCUGCGCAGCGGUCCGAUGUCAGCAGGCAGGCAGCGGACAGACGCGUAAUUUUUUUUUUCGCAUCGCUCCUCGCCUCCUUUCCAAUUUAUCGAAUUCCGAAUAGGUGGAAGGACUGUCCGCGAACGUGGAAAAAAAGAAAUCUGCGCAGAUAACUGCGAUUCUGUGUUUUGGUUUUCUAUGAAAUCGUCGCAGUUUUCAAAAAUUUCUAUCCAGCGAUAUUUCAAAAUAUGGAUUUUGAAAAUGAUGUCGAAAACGAGAAAAUCGUAUUAGAGCAGCAGUUCAUUCUUAGAUUGCCACAUGAGGAAGCUAUAAAACUUCGUAAUUUGCUGGAUACUAAACCAAGCAAGGUGAAGAAAUCGUUGAAGCUUGAUCUCAAUUUAGAUGAUAAUUCAGGAAUUGUGAAAUUCGGUAAACGUAAACUUUAUGGUUGUUUGCGAAAAUUUCCCACCAUUAUUGAGUCGUACAAAACUCAUGAUAAAGUAACAAUCUGCAAAACUGCAGAUAUUAAUCAAGUUCUCAUCUGCGAUUUUGAAAAAAACGACAACAAAAAGUUGAACUUUAUGCAUGGAAUUACUCCUCCCUUGAAGAAUGUAAAGAAGAAAAGAUUCAGGAAAACUCUUAUAAACACAGAAAGGGCUGUUGAGGUUGAAAAUAUUGAAAGAGAAUUGUAUUAUCUUUUGAGAACCGAUCUUGAGGCUGUAUCUUCUAAAUAUGAAGUAACAUAUGAGCAAGACAAGGAAAAUCGUCCAAAUAACAGUGAACUCAAUCUUUUUGGGAACAUAUCUUCAGAGGUAAAUUUCAACAAUUUUGUUUUUUCAACAAAAUAAUGUGUUUGGUUUUUUUAGACGUCUGAUGAAGAAGACUGAUUUCCAAUUCAAGAUUGAACAUUAUGAAACAAAAUUGAAGUAUCAUACAGUUCUUGAAACAAUAUAAAUAUUUCUACAGGUUAGGCUGACGUUUUCAUUUUCUUAGAUUUUUUUAAUUCACCAUUUAUCAUUUUUCUUUUCUUCGAUUUCACAUUUUCAUUUGAGUCACCGUUCAUUUCAACAUCU